Grus americana (Whooping crane) is the source of this 8001-nucleotide messenger RNA. RefSeq names its product F-box protein 41 (gene FBXO41). The transcript has 13 exons. Bases 755 to 3160 code for a protein of 801 amino acids. Lineage: Eukaryota; Metazoa; Chordata; Aves; Gruiformes; Gruidae. Gene Ontology annotation, molecular function: protein binding. The record is from RefSeq and is a predicted model, not a curated record.
CUCACCCCUGCCUUCGCCAUGCACAGCCCCCCCUGAGCCCCGCAGCGCCCCGGGGACCCGCCGUCCCCAGGGUGCCCAGCAGCCCUCGCCCUCCCGCUACCCCACCGGGGCCUUCAGCCUCUGCUCCCUUUCUCCUCCUCCUCCUCCUCCUCCUCCUCCUCCUCCUCCUCCUCCUCCUCCUCCUCCUCCUCCUCCUCCCGCAGCCACCACCCUCCCUCCUUCCCCAGGGCCUGGCUGGCAUGGAGGUGCUGGCCGCAAGGAGCCGGAUGCUUCCCGCGGCUCCUGCCUCCUCCCCGGGCUGCAUCCCUCCUGCCCGGCAUCCCUGCUCCCCGACAGAGCCCUGAGCCGCCCAGCAACCGCCUCCUUUGUGCACCGGAGCGGGUGUGCGUGCUCCAUCACCCCCCCCCACCCCGGAACCCCCACACACCCCCCCACCCCCCGGCUCUCUCUCUCCGCUCGGCGGGGACGGUGGCGGCCGGCGGGGGAGCGGGAGAGAUGCUGCCCUCGGCGGAGGAGGCAAGAGCGGGAGGCCGGCGGAGAGAAGCAGCGCUUGGCACUGGCCGAUGCUGACAUCCCCCCCAGAAUUGCUGGACCCUCCGCUUCCAUCCCAAGGCUCUCACCCCGCCAUGCCCCAGCAGAGCCACGGCCCCAUCACCUGGGGCUCCCCAACCCAUCCCAUGUGCCACCGGUCCAUCCAUCCCACGCCAUGAGCAGGGCUGUGCGGUUCCCCUGCGUUGGGGCGUGUAGCUGAGGGAUGGCCUCGCUGGACCUGCCCUACCGGUGUCCGAGGUGCGGGGAGCACAAGCGCUUCCGCAGCCUCUCCUCGCUGCGGGCGCACCUGGAGUACAACCACACCUAUGAGACCCUCUACGUCCUCUCCAAGACCAACAGCAUCUGUGAUGCUGCUGUCUUCCCCUUGGCCACCGACGGGGCCCUGCUGACGCCGGCCGCCCGGCGGGACUACUUUGAGAGCACCUCCUUCCAAGGCAAGGACCAGCGCUUCUCCUGCGACCUUGUCCCCGCCGAGGAGUUGGAGCCGGCCCCGUCCUCCUCCCCCUCGCCCCGCUAUGUCCAUGAGAUCGAGAUCCCUCUGACGGAGAUCUUCACCCGGGGCAAAGCCGUGGCGCCGGCCCCUGCGCCACCGGCCACUAUGGACGCUGCCUACGAGGAAGGCUUGGCCCGCCUGAAGAUUCGCGCCUUUGAGAAGCUGGAGGUGGACAAGCGUCUGGAGAAGCUGACAGAGGAGGUGGAGCAGAAGAUCGCCUCACAGGUGGGCCGGCUCCAGGUGGAGCUGGACCGCAAGAGCUCGGAGCUGGAAAAGGCAAAGCAGGAGAGCCUACGGCUCAGCCGGGAGAAGCAGGAACUGGAGGACCGGGCAUCUGAACUGUCCCGCCAGGUAGACGUCAGCGUGGAGAUGCUGGCCUCUCUCAAGCAAGACCUAGUGCAGAAGGAGCAGGAGCUCACCCGCAAGCAACAGGAGGUGCUGCAGAUCGACCAGUUCCUGAAGGAGACGGCCGCCCGCGAGGCCAACGCCAAGGUUCGCCUCCAGCACUUCAUCGAGGAGCUGCUGGACCGGGCAGACCGGGCCGAGAAGCAGCUCCAGAUCAUCAGCAGCAGCUGCGGCACCACCCCAAAUGGCAGCCUGGGACGCUGCGGCACGCCGGGGGCCAAGGCCGCCGGCCGACCGGUACCUCCACGGGCACAGAGAGACCGGCACCCGGGGCCAGGGGCAGCUGUGCACGGUCCCUAUGGCGUGUCCAACCAGCGCUCCUCCUCCAGCACUGGUGCCUCGAGCCGGGCAAAAGCCGUGUCGCAGAGCUCGGGCUGCUACGACAGCGACAGCGCAGAGCCGUGCCCCACCGACGACACUGCCGACGGGCAUCCCUACCCGGCGCGGGACGGCGCCCGGGGCUCGGGGCUGCGCCGGCAAGCCAUCCAAAACUGGCACCGCCGGCCCUACCGCAACAGCACCGAGGGCGAGGAGGGCGACGUCUCUGACGUGGGCUCCCGCACCACUGAGUCAGAGGCCGAGGGCUGGGAGCCAGAUGGACCCGGAUCCGCUGCAUCCCGACCCACCGGCAGCUGCCGGCUGACGGCCAGGACCGAGGGGCCCGGGGGCAAGGUGGGACGGCUGGAGAGGGGCAGCCCGGGCCACUCCAGCGAGGUGAUCAGCCCCGAGAUCCUCAAGAUGCGAGCGGCUCUUUUCUGCAUCUUCACCUACCUGGACACCAAGACCCUGCUGCGGGCGGCCGAGGUGUGCAAGGACUGGAAGUUUGUGGCCCGGCACCCGGCCGUGUGGACACGGGUGCUGCUAGAGAACGCCAGGGUGUCCUCCAAGUUCCUGGCCAUGCUGUCUCAGUGGUGCACCCAGAUGCACUCCCUCACCCUCCAAAACCUCAAGCCGCGCCAGCGGGGGAAGAAGGAGAGCAAGGAGGACUACAUGAAGAGCACACGGGGCUGCUUGGAAGCCGGGCUGGAGUCCCUGCUGAAGGCGACGGGCAGCAACCUCCUCAUCCUCCGCAUCUCACACUGCCCCAACGUGCUGACGGACCGCUCGCUCUGGCUGGCCAGCUGCUACUGCCGGGCCCUGCAGGCUGUCACGUACCGGAGCUCUACGGACCCCGUGGGUCAUGAAGUCAUCUGGGCCCUUGGAGCAGGUUGCAGGGACAUCAUCUCCCUCCAGGUCGCACCUCUGCAUCCGUGCCAGCAGCCGACGCGUUUCAGCAACCGCUGCCUUCAGAUGAUCGGACGGUGCUGGCCGCACCUGCGGGCGCUGGGUAUUGGAGGAGCAGGCUGUGGCGUCCAGGGACUGGCGUCCUUAGCCCGAAACUGCAUGCGGCUUCAGGUCCUGGAGCUAGACCAUGUGGCAGAGAUCAACCAGGAGGUUGCAGCAGAGGUGUGUCGAGAGGGACUGAAGGGGCUGGAGAUGUUAGUGUUGACCUCCACACCAGUCACUCCCAAAGCCCUACUGCACUUCAACAGUGUGUGCCGGAACCUGAAAUCCAUCGUCGUGCAGGUGGGCAUCGUGGACUACUUCAAGGAGCCCCACAGCCCUGAAGCCAAGAAGAUGUUUGAAGAAAUGGUGAACAAACUCCAGGCCCUGAGAAAGAGACCCGGCUUCUCCAAGAUUUUACACAUCAAAGUGGAAGGGGGCUGUUAGACCUUCAGGGAACCACAGAGCACAUUCCCUCCUCUGCCCAGCGGAGCCAAAGGCCCCACGAAACCAAACCCACCGUCCGCUGCUCAUCCGUUGCCGGACCUGGAGCAUGGAGACACCGGCCCAUGCACAAAAAAACCCAAACUCUUGCAGGCCUUAGUGACUGGCAGCCGGCGCUCGUCCCCAGGGCCACCUCACGGGCGAGAAGGUGCUACUUAAGGAAAUUUUUCAGCUGCCCAAAGAGGCAGGGCUACGCUCUUUCCCGGGAGGGAAGAUGUCUUUGAACCCUCUGCGGCUGCUCGUUGCCAAGGAUCCUUGUUUGAGGAAUGUCUUUUUCUUCGACUUCUCUUUCUGGGGCUUUUUUUUUGCCAUUUGAUGGUGUGGGAGAUGAGGAUGGUUCAGCAGAGCGCCAGGCUUGGCGCCACUGUGUCACAGCUGGACCAUCCCCAUCUUCUCCGUGGGCUGGUGGAAAUGGGGUGGGAAGGGGCCGUUCCUCCAGAGGAAAUGGUGCCCAGCAUUCCUGCAGGGUUUCCACUGGUUUUCAUUUCAUUUGUUUAACAGAAGGGCACCCAAACCUGGGUGAAUACUGCCCAGAAACCAGCAGCCACGACAGCACAAGCCCAGAUGGCAGAGCUGCAUCUUGGGGGCUGUAGGAGCCAGAGGACACCAGGAGAGAUGGUCACUCUUCCAGAGGUUUCCAGCCUCAUCUCUUCUGCACCCAAACCUUCCUGCAAAGGCAAUAAACCAUCUCCAAAAUCCUCGUCCACCAGGAAACACGGGUCAUGCUUCCGUCCCCACCGACAUCCACCACCUGCUCAGGCUUCCUCCGGAGCAAAUUGUCCCAUGCGGAGAGAGGGACAGGCAUGGGACACCCACAUUUGCCAUCCAAUCGCCUCCCUGAGCAGCCUGAAGGAGAAGCCCUGGAAAAAUUGUCCUGAAAUACACAGCUGCUGGUGCAAGCACCAACCCAACUGCCCUGGUAGAUCCCUUAUCUAUGGCCAUGGCUGGGUUUUUUACUUCUGCUUUUUCCUUCUGGCUGUCUUCUGCCUGCAAGGAUGUCAUCACCCCCCAAAAUAGCCUUCUUUUUCCAAAGAAAAAGGGUUUUGAAAGGCAUCCAGCAAGGUCAGGUGUCUCCAUCCUCCACCCUGGGGAGAAGGUGCCAGGAGGUGCCCAUGCCAUGGGGGACACCCAUCACAGCACUGCCAGCAGCAGGGAUGCACCAUCCUUAACCACAGCCCCCUGCCACCCCGAGCCCCAACCAGGCGUGCUUGGACCUGACAUGCUGAGCUGAGAGGAGCCAACUGGGAAGAGCAGAUUUUGGGGUUUUUUCCUCUCCUCUGGGCCAUCAUUGGAGGUUUCAGUGUCUGUUGGCCAGCAUGGCUGCAAGGAGACAGCCCUUCCCAGGGCAUCUCCCCUUCCUCCAGCCCUCCCAGGCUGAUGGGCUGCCAUGGAGCAUUCCCCAGGGAGGGAGAAGGCUGCAGACCUAUCCUGGUAUCAUCUUCCUCAUCCAUGUCACGAGAGAGGCAGACCUCAGCCUGGAGCUCCCAGCAUGCCGACAGACCUCGUGGACCCUGAUAGAAAAUAAAAUCUAUUCCAAAUUGCUGAAGCUGGUGGUGGACUGGAGGCAGGUCCUGGGUCUCCAACCCCAGAAGGAACCUCAGGAGACCAUUUCAUCCACCCCUCAUCCCAUCUACGCUGUCUCCUCCAAAGCAGGGUUGGGUUUUUUGGCCAUAAUCCCCCAUUUGAAGCACCUCCAUUCCCCUGCUGACUGCAGCUUUCCAGGAGAAGGCUGUUCCCUGUAUGCACAAAAUGUGGGAGCCCAAAAAAAAAACACCUGCAAGAAACUACCACGUCCCACCAUGACCCCAUGGGCAACAUUGGAUGAGCUCCCCAGCACCGGAGACGAGCUCCCCACCGUGCCCACCGCAGGUUUACCUCCAUCCCGGGGAGGCUGGGACACAGGUAAUCCAGGGGCAAGAGGAGCAAGGGAUGCCCCAACCAGCAAAAAAAACCACCCAGCAAAUCUACAACCCCCAGGGGACCACCCAGCUACCAUCCCACGAGCGUGGUCCCAGUGGAGAUGUCACCAUUCAAAACAGUGCAGAGACUUGUGAAACUCCCGUUAAAAAAAAAAAAAAAAAAAAGGUAAGUAUUUAUUUCUAUAAAGAAAAGAAGGAGAAAAAAAAAAAGAUUUUAAAGGAAAAUUAUAUACUCAGCAUGUUUAUACACUCUAUGCUUAAAGACUAUCGUGUUGGAGAGUUGUGUCCGAAGACUGAAGGUGGCUACUCCGGGUUUGCUGUGUGCCCGUGCCUGGCCCCUCGCCCAGCUCCUCCUGGUCAUGGGGAAGGCGAGGAUGGGGUGUUGGGAAGCAGGGGGAGAUGUUGAGGACUCUUGAAGAAACGUUCUGUGCUCACCAGUGAGGCCGGAGUGGCUGCUGGUGCCAUCGGUGGCCAUGGCUGCUGGUGGCCGUGGUGGUGUGGAGCAUGGGUGGGUGUGUGACAUCCCCUUUCCCUCGCUGCCGCAACGGUUUUGUAAGUCACGGCAGGACAACCUCACCCAAAUUUGGUGCUUCGGUGUAUUGCCGAGACCAGACCAAACCGUCCACCUCCCCUUGGGGCAUUCCCAAAAAGUCCAAUUUCUGGCUUAGCAAAGCCAGGUUUUUACAAAAAUCCUAUGAUGACACAAAAGCUUGAGCAGGUUCAAGGAUUGGAAGAUGGAAAGUGGGGGGUUUUUCCCCCAUUUUGCCUGGGCUUGGACAGGUCUCUUCCUCCUCCUCCUUGGUUGGGGAUGAAGGUGGCUGACACAGUGACACAGGCUUGGUGGUAAUGAGAGCCCUGUGUCUCCCUGGCCCUCCCAGUGGCUCCUAAUUGCCUAAGUUGUUAAUGGCAACGAGCUCAUUAACGGCUCUGUAUUUCUUCCCCUGAAAUGUCAUACUGAUGGCUUCCCUGCUGCUUUCCCUCCCCAUCCCGCCGGCGCGUGGCCCCGUUGGCUCCUCCAUGAACCCCCAUCGCCCACCCCCAUCCCUAUGGGAUGCUCAGGCAACGCUGCCCGUGGCCGUAGGAUUCACCACGUUGGUCGUAGGGUUUCAACCCCAUUUCCUCUGAAAACAAUGGAGAUGCACAGAAAUACCAAAUCGCCUGGGAAAGCCUUGAAAUCACACAGGUGCUGGUAGGGAAGGGAAUGCUGCAGCAUGAGCUCAACCCCAUACUAGACCCUAGAGAAGCCCCAGCGGGGCUCUGCAAUGACAAUCCCCAGCAAAAGCCAGGGCACAGCCGCCCGACCCGGGACGAGCAUCAGCAGUGAGGAACUUUUCAUUCAGGGUCAUGGUGAUGGCCAGACCUGGCAGGGGCUGGAUGGACGGUGCUGCUGCUUCCUGCCAGGCCUGGGUCCUGCAGGACCAGUUGUGGGGGGAUUUAUUCCUUUUCUAGUGAGUUUGCCCAAAGUUUCCCCGUGGCCAACGCUCGUGACAUUCCUCUUCUCUUGAAUUUGGGUGCUGGUCAGGGAUCUCAAGAGGAACAACACCAGCAAAGCCAGCUCGGAGGCCAAAUUUAUCCCAAAUCCGUGUUUUUCUGUCUCCCUCGUGUGUUGGAUUUUGCUCGUCAUCCAUCGCUCCGAGUCCUCAGGCGCCGGGGAUGCUCCAGGGACCGGCUGCCUCCUCCUGCCUUCAUCCCCACAUCCCCAGCUUGGGGGGGGGGGGGCAGGGCUGUAAGGGCUUGAGGAAAAUGGGAACCCCCAGAUUGGCUCCAUCCAAGAUUUUUAAACCUCUUUAUCAAACAGAGAAGUUAAAAAAAACUAUCCCACCUCUCGCCGUGUGUCACGGUCCCAGCUGCCACCCAAGGCACAACCACAGCUGGGUCUUGGACAGCUUGUUUGGAUCCUCCAAAAGGCUCUGAAAUUGGUUAAAACAGAACAAAAAUCCCCAUGAGAAGUGUUGAUAAAGGCUCUUAAAGCAGUUGAACAACACUUUCUCUCGGCUUUUAAGAGGAGCCCACCCCACGAGUUGGCACAUCGCUUCAACCUCUCAUUUUGGGUUGAAAACCUGCAGGUUCGGGUGGAGCGAAAGCAUUUGGGAAUCCGUGCCAAAUGACAAAAUGCUUUAAAAAAAAACCAAACAAAAAAACCAAACAGGGAGUGGGGAGAUUUUUGCAACCAGAGAUGGUUUAUUGUGACCGAAGCAUCGCAGGGUGUUGUUGCAAGGUGAGCGGUGGCAAUGCACGACCUUCCCCAUCGGUGGGAGGUAAAAUAAUCCCCGCGGCGGGUGAAACGGUCCCUCCUGCCCCGAGGAAAAGCUGCUGCACAUCCUUCCCUGGUGUGCGGCAGCAGGGAGAGGAGGGAAAACUGCCUGAAAGCAGGAAAAAUGGGAUUUUCUGAUCCAGCCUCGGGAUUGAGCCCCUUGGAAGGGGGACGAGGCAGGCUGGGGCCGGGGACAAGCGGGUGCAAUGGUGCGGGAGGGCUUUUGGGAAGCGAGCGCGGUAACGCACACUUGCUUAGAGAUAAUCAGAGGAUGUGCUCCCUGGGGGGAGAGAAAAAUAUAUAUAUAUAUAUAUACAGGAAUCAAUCGCAAUCGUUUCCCUAAAGCACUUCUUCGCAGCGGUGUUUGCUCCAGGGGAAGCUCAGCCCCCAGUGAGCAAUUUCCGAGGGGCCCUGUACAGCGACCUCCCCCCUCCCGAAAGGUAGCGAGUUUGCCUCCUAAGUUAUUUUUUUAAAUCUAUAUAAAUUUAGGUCUAUUUUAGUCUUUCGCAGCGAUGUGCCAGUGUCUGGAGAACCAAACAUCCCUUUUCCCACCCCACGGUCCCUUGAUGCUAAACCGUGUCCUCAAUGCUGAACCUGCCAGAGGAUGCUGC